GCUAAACCCUUCCUUCUGCGCUGUCUCUCCCCGAAAACGAUGAGCCGAUUCAGAAGAAUCGAGAUUUUUGAACCUUCGUCGUCUCUCUUCGUGAGGGAGACCUCCUGCUUUAGCCGUCCAACCCUAACUUUCACCUCAUUUCCCCAAGUGGACGACCUCAGCCUACCUCUCGACCUCUUCACCCCAAACCCUUGCCCCUUGGACCUCUCCGCCCAUUGUUUCCUUCCAACUGCUCCACCUCCCUGCGAUAUCUUCGACUCCAUCACUGAUCUCAUCCAGAUCGAGAGAACCUCCCUUUCAUCCUCUUACAAGAGGUUGCAGGCUCGAACUGCUCCCGAUUCCGACCUGCGGACCCUCUGCGACCGGGUUUCCGCUCUCGAGCUUGGUUUCAACCGAUUCGUGAACAAAAAGACCUGCAAUCCGGACCGAAAGUACUCUUGGACGGCCGAGGUCAAGGGUGCUGAGAAGGACGGCGUUGAUCGAAAGUUCAAAUGGACGGCGGAAAUCAAAGGAGCCAAAAAAGGUGCUAAGCAUGGAGCCCUUGAGAAGAACUACAAGUGGACGGCAGAGUUCAAAGGCAAAGGCAAAGACGCUCCGCUCACCCGCUCCUAUACCUUUGAGACCUCUACGGCUCCCGCCGGUGACUUUAGUGACUCGGAUUCCGACUCGGGGAAGGAGAAGAAGACGACGAAGAAGAAGGGAUCGAAAGCUGGGUCAUCCAAACGUGUGGUGGAGAUCGAUGAACCGGGUGAUCAACGGGCUAUCGUUCGCAGACAGGCUUUCGCUCAGAGGAUUAGGGCCGAUGCCAAGGGGAAGAAGAAAGAGCUGUCGCCUCAAGAUGCAGCUAUUAUGAUCCAGGUGAGCUUCAGAGCUUAUCUGAUUCGUCGAUCGAAAGCUCUUCGUGCUCUUCGAGAGUUGGCUGUGGCCAAGAGCAAGUUGAAGGAGAUCAGGGCGGCGUUCAACAACUUUUCUUACAGAAGCCGCAUUGCCCGUGAUGCGGAGGAGCGCCAGAGGUUCUCUGAGAAGAUCAUAGUCCUCCUCCUCACCGUCGAUGCAAUUGAGGGAGCUGAUCUAAUGGUUCGAGCAGCGAGGAAAUCAAUGUUGGAUGAGUUGGAGGCGAUGCUGGAUGUGGUGGAUCCCCAGCCUCCAGGAAAGCUAGGUUCGAUGAAGAGGAGGAAGUUCGAUCUGCCAGAGGGUUGCAUCCAGAAGGAAAUUGCAGCUGGUGUGGCUAAGGUUGUCCAAAUGCUUAAUGAAGAAGACAAUGAUAGUGUUGCCCUCGAGGACGAGAACGGCUGUUGAGAGUUUCCGCACUUCUCGUGUUGUGUUUUGUUAAUGGGAAAAACAUAGGCCUCUUU
Messenger RNA from Telopea speciosissima, 1355 nucleotides. Its product is annotated as BAG family molecular chaperone regulator 7-like. The coding region runs from base 40 to 1299 and encodes 419 amino acids. Lineage: Eukaryota; Viridiplantae; Streptophyta; Magnoliopsida; Proteales; Proteaceae. Gene Ontology annotation, cellular component: plasmodesma. The record is from RefSeq and is a predicted model, not a curated record. The transcript has 3 exons. Gene Ontology annotation, biological process: protein folding. Gene Ontology annotation, molecular function: protein-folding chaperone binding.